Chrysoperla carnea is the source of this 3318-nucleotide messenger RNA. It is a transcript of the gene LBR, whose product is annotated as delta(14)-sterol reductase TM7SF2. The coding region runs from base 39 to 2201 and encodes 720 amino acids. Gene Ontology annotation, biological process: sterol biosynthetic process. The transcript is spliced from 5 exons. Gene Ontology annotation, molecular function: oxidoreductase activity, acting on the CH-CH group of donors, NAD or NADP as acceptor. The record is from RefSeq and is a predicted model, not a curated record. NCBI's taxonomy places the organism in Eukaryota, Metazoa, Arthropoda, Insecta, Neuroptera, Chrysopidae. Gene Ontology annotation, cellular component: nuclear inner membrane; endoplasmic reticulum membrane.
UGUGUGGUUUUUUUAUAACUAAACUUGAGUUUUAUAAAAUGAAUUUUUCAAGUGGUGAUAGUGUAUCGGCGCGAAUUCCUGGUUCUCGUGCAUAUUCCGAUGGUAAAAUUAAAACAAUAAAAGGUGAUUCUUGUAUUGUGUAUUUUCCGUUAGCCGAAAAGGAAUUUUCAAUACCAAAAUCAGAAUUAAUUGUCGGCCCGAUAACAUCGUCUCGAAAUCGAUCACCGGCUAGAAAAUCACCAUCGAGAACAACACGAUCUCCAGGUCGACCGAAAUCUCCUUCACGACAACAAGUUGCUGAACCAAAGGCAAAUGAAAAAUCGAAAUCUCCAUCACGUACUACUCGACCAAAAUCACCGUCUCGAAAAGAAAAAUCUCCUUCACGGAAAGAAAAAUCUCCUUCACGUAAAGAGGCUAAAUCAACCACAAAAGCAGAAAAAUCACCACGUAAAGAAAAAUACCCUGCACGAAAAUCACCAUCACGGAAUGCACGUAAAGAUAAAAAUACAGAGCCACCUAAAUCACGUAAAAGUAAGGAUGACGAACCACUUAGCUCACGUAAAGAUUCAACAACCGAACCAGAAUCUGAAUCAGAAAAAGAUCCAUUUUUAAAUCGUUUCCGUAAUAGAUCUCGAAAACGAUCUGAUGAUGAAAAACAAACUGCAAGAGUAUCGCCUUUAAAUACGGUAAAUGGUGUUGUUGAGAAAGUUAGCUCAUCGAUUGGAGUUAUGACUCGACGUGCAUUGCGAACCGCUUCACAACCGAAGGAAAUCGAAAAAAUUAUACAUUAUCAAGAUACAAUCGAACAAAUUUAUCGCAAUGAAUUCUCUGAUAACGAAGUUGAACCAGUUUUUGAAACGUUUAAAACAAAGAAAGCUUCAACACCGCUUCCAGUAUCAAAAGAACCGUUAUCACGUAGCGUUCCCACAAUUAAAAUUGAAAAGGAAUUUGGUGGAACAUUAGGAACAAUAUUCUUUGCAAUUGUUGCCGUUUUAUUCCCUAUUUGGCUCCAAUUAUGGUGUAACAAAGAUCAUUGCGAGUACACGAAAAUACCCGAUUUGAAACCAGUACUCAAAAAUUGGAGAAAAUUAUUUGAUUUGGAGGUAGCUCUAGUUUAUGUGGGUUUCCAGUUAUUGUACGCACUAUUAUCGAUUCUACCGAUAGGUGGACGAAUUGUAGAAGGUCCGCUAUCGAAGUAUGGUAAAAUUCGUUUACGUGCAAACGGUUUAUUCUCGUUUGUUGUGGUUACAGCGAUUAUUUUUGGUUUGGAAUAUAAAAAUAUACGAGCAUUGAAUUUGAUUUAUGAAAAACAAUUUCAAUUUUUAAUAGUUGCGAUAAUUUUUGGAAUAGCACAAGCGAUUUUCUUGUACAUUCGUAGUUCGUUUGUACCGUUGGGCAGUUUAAAUGUUCAAGCUAAUACUGAUAGUCGUUUUUAUAAUUUCUUUAUGGGUUGUGAAUUGAAUCCACGAAUUUUUGGAUUGUUUGAUGUGAAACAAUUGUUGAUACGAACUUCAGCACAUGUUGCGGUCCUUAUUUAUUUGGCAUACUUGGUUCGAUCUGCUGGUGUAAUUUCACCUUUUGACUUGAGGUUGGAGACAAUUGUUGUGAAACCGACUUUAAUAACAAUUUGUCUAAUUCAGAUGUACUUCUUCAUUGAUGUUUUAAUCUUUGAAAAUAUAUGGUUAUCAAGUUUUGAAAUUCAAAGCGAAGGUGUUGGAUUUAUGAGCACUGUUGGAUAUGGAAUUUGGCCAUUUUCAGUAACUUUAAUUGGCAAAUAUAUUUUCGAACACAAUAUUGAACGACCAUUAUGGGUUUUAGCUAUAAUAGUCAUCUUAUAUGCAAUUGGUUUAACUAUUUAUCAUGGUAGCAAUAGCCAGAAACAUGAAUUCCGGAAAAAUCCAUUUAAUCCAGCAUUAGCACAUUUAGAAACAAUUCCAACGAUGCAAGGUAAAAAACUUCUAGUAUCCGGUUAUUGGGGUGUUGUACGACAUCCAAACUAUGCUGGUGACAUAUUAAUGGAAUUAGCAUGGUCAAGUAUUGCACCAUUAAGUCCAGCUGCAUUAGUUGCACUUCCAUUUGCAUUAGCAUUCUUCAUACAUCGUGCAGCACGUGAUCAUGCACGAUGCAAACAAAAGUAUGGAUCAGCAUGGGAUCGAUACUGUGAACGUGUUAAAUAUGUUUUAAUACCAAAAGUGUAUUAAGGAAUAAAAUAACCCAAAGAAAGGUUGUUUUUUAGGAUUUAAUUUACUUAAUUUUUAAGGCUUUUUAUCCCUCAAAAUGUAUAUUUAAAAAAAAAUAUAUAUAUAAACCUUUGUCUAUCCAAAGUUUUUUUCAGCACUUUGUCGUAUUGAAUCGAAUCGAAUUAUUCGUUUUAUGAAUAAUUUGGGUCAAUAUUUUAAGCACAACAAUGGAGCUGCGGACAUCUCGAAAACUUUCCGUGUUCACAGUGUUUAGAUUAAACGACUCUCAUACUUUCUAGAAAAUAUCGAAACCAUAAAAUAAUGUUUUUGUUGCGAAAAUCUUGAAAAAAUUAUUAUAAAUUUAAAGACUGUGUUUAGCGGAGGUCUUCAAGAUGAACGUAUCUCAGAUAUUUUAGAAUUUUAAAGACGUGGGGAAAAUUAAAUUUUCUCCACGUCUUUAAGUCAUUGUAUAUUUUGAGUUCUUUCAUCUCAAAUGUCUCUGUAUAGAAACAUUAAUUUUUGAGUUGAAAGUUCUGUUUUAUCCAAACUUUGAACACACAAUUUUUUAUUACUUUUUAAUUUUACAGCAUAAAUUCUGGAUUAGAUUAAUUUUCACAAUUUGAUGUUAAAUGGGACUUUAUUAUUUUCCCAGAUUUAAAAUUUAAUAGGACAUUUCAUAUAAUACGUAUACAUAAAGGACAUAUCAUUAAUUUUAAGAUCCUGUAGACGAUCUCCUAGGGGUCCUCCAAAAAAAAGGUGUCUGUCAAUGAGCACCAUAUCUCUGGCUCUAAUUUGAUGAUAUACGCACGCUUUUCUUGAACUUUUUCAAGCGGAAUGUGUUUUUUAUUAAGUCAAAAAUGUAUUUUAAUGUGUAGAACUUUUAAAGUUCAAUUACUUUCCAUUUUAACAUCGAUUUUUGAAAAUCAGUCGUAAUUUUUUUUUUAGUUUUUAAAACGAUCGAUUAAGGCAUUAAAUGAUUUUAUAUAAUAAUUAAUAUAUAGGCUAAAUAUUUUUAGGCUUACGCACAAUCUUGACUUCACACUUGGAUAAGAUGACCCAAGAGAUGUUUAUUUAAUUAGGGUAAAAAUUCAUAGAGAUUUAUACGAUCAUCAAAAGUAUGAAAGGCAAAUUUUAAAUA